AUGGCCUCGCCACAGCCAUCCCAGCUCGAUGGCCCUGCCUUUGCGCACAUCCCCGCCCCAGUCAAGGCCAAAUUGAGGCCAUUCGCCAUUGACAAGAUCCAACGCAUCUACCAAUGGAUGGAAACGGAGAUCAUCCCCCGCGAACCUGUCAUGGACGCCCAGCUGGCCGCCAAACCGUGGGGCAUGCCCGCUCUGCUGCGGGAACUGCGUGCUCGUGCCAAGGAGGAGGGUCUCUGGAACCUCUUCCUGCCCAACACCUUUAAAGAAAGCCCAGGAUUGACAAACCUCGAAUACGGAUGCAUGUGCGAGCUAAUGGGGCGGUGCUACUGGGGCGCCAUGGUCUUCAACUGCCACGCCCCGGACACGGGCAACUGCGAGCUCCUGGCCAAGUACUGCAGCGAGGAGCAGAAGGAGAAGUGGCUGAAGCCUUUGCUGGAAGGGACCUGCGGCUCCGGCUACUCCAUGACGGAGCCGUCCGUCGCCACUUCGGACGCGACAAACGUGGGCAUUCGGAUCACGAAAAAGGGCGACGACUAUGUGAUCAAUGGGCGGAAGCUCUACUCCAACUGCCUGUGGAACAAGCAUCUCAAGUUCUACAUUCUCAUGGGCCUGAGCGAUCCCGAGAAUCCCAACCCCUGGCGGCGCCACUCGAUGCUCAUUGUCCCGGCGGACAGUCCCGGCCUCACGCAGGUGCGCAACCUGACGGUGCUGGGGUACGACUGGGCACCCGAGGGCCACGGCGAGUACACCUACGACAACGUGGUGAUUCCCAAGGAGAACCUGAUCCUCGGCGAGGGGCGCGCCUUUGAGAUCGCGCAGGGACGACUGGGCGGCGGCCGCAUCCACCACACAAUGAGACUCCUCGGACAGGCCGAGCGUGCCGUCGAACUCGCCAUCAUGCGCUGCCGCGACCCACGCUUCAAGCCCCGAGGGAAGCUCAUUGGCGAUUUUGACUCCAACAUUGAGCGUGUCGCGCAGAUGCGUCUCGAGCUCGACGCCAUGCGUCUUGUUGUCCUCAAUGCGGCCGAGACGAUUGACCUGUUUGGUCCCAAGGCUGGUCGGAAGGCCAUUGCGCAGUGCAAAGUCCUCGUACCCAAGGCUAUCCAGGGCAUCGUCGACGAAUGCAUGCAGAUAUUUGGCGGCCAGGGUGUCACGCAGCACACACCACUGCCUGGCAUCUGGGCCUACGCGCGAUGGGCUAGGUUGGCUGAUGGGCCUGACAGCGCACACAGACACCAGGUGGGUAGGGACGAGCUGAAGAAAGCGGUUGAGAUUACGAAGCGGCACCAGGAGUACAAUAGGUUGGCCAAGGUGUACGGGGAGAAGCAUGGCGAGAAGGUGCACAUGAUGCCAGAGGAUUCCCUAUAA
Molecule: messenger RNA, 1368 nt
Organism: Emericellopsis cladophorae
Lineage: Eukaryota; Fungi; Ascomycota; Sordariomycetes; Hypocreales; Bionectriaceae
Product: Acyl-CoA dehydrogenase family member-like protein
Exons: 1
Coding region: 1-1368 (455 amino acids)
Molecular function (GO): oxidoreductase activity, acting on the CH-CH group of donors; flavin adenine dinucleotide binding
Source: RefSeq, a predicted model, not a curated record